Cladophialophora bantiana CBS 173.52 is the source of this 633-nucleotide messenger RNA. RefSeq lists its product as uncharacterized. The transcript has a single exon. The record is from RefSeq and is a predicted model, not a curated record. Bases 1 to 633 code for a protein of 210 amino acids. Lineage: Eukaryota; Fungi; Ascomycota; Eurotiomycetes; Chaetothyriales; Herpotrichiellaceae.
AUGGCUCUUCCGCCAAAAUUCUCUGGCCAGCUCCUGGCCUCGGCCUCCAGCAACGAAGCGAAGCACACCAUUGAACUCUACCUGGAUUAUGUCUGCCCCUUCUCCGCGAGGAUGUUCAAGACGUUCUACAAGAGUGUUGCACCUGUCAUUGAGAGGAAGUACACCAACCCUGGCGUCCGCGUCAUCCUCCGCCAACAGAUUCAACCAUGGCAUCCUUCUUCCACUCUGGUUCACGAAGCUGGUGCUGCCGUUCUGAAAACCGCUCCUGGCUCCUUCUGGGCAUUUUCCGAGAAACUGUUUGAGCAACAAAAGGAUUAUUUCGACGUCAACGUGGUGAACGAGAGUCGAAAUGACACGUACAAAAGACUUGCCAAGCUGGCCGGCUCCGUGGACGGUGUUGACGAGAAGACCAUUCUGGACUUGUUGCUGGUACCUGACAAGCCAGACAAGGAUGGCGGACUCAAUAUUGGGAACAAGGUCACUGACGAUGUGAAGUUCAUGGUCAAGGCAAACAGAGUUACUGGUGUCCAUGUAACACCGACCGUCUUGUUCAAUGGCGUAGAGGAACGCAGCAUCAGUUCAGGUUGGACAUUAGAGCAGUGGGAGGAGUGGCUGCAAAAGAACGCGAGCUGA